AUGACCAACUUUUAUCCUUUGUCCAAAAUUCUUAAUGAUAAUCAUUUGACUGGACCAAACUAUGUGGACUGGAAGAGAAAUUUAACAAUUGUCCUCACUGCUGAAAAACUGAACCAUGUCCGAACGGCUGAUCCACCUGCCCUCCCUUGGCAUGAGGGUGUUCCUACUGCAAAAGACAUGAUGGUAAAUUUGAAAGAAAUGUUUGGAGAACAGAGCAGAAGUGCACGCCAAAUUGCCAUGAAAGGUUUGAUGUCCACCAAAAUGGUGGAAGAUAUUGAUGGUGAAACUAAAAUUGAUGUGAUCCUUUCAUCUUUACCAGAUUUUUAUAAUUAG
This is a messenger RNA of Camellia sinensis, 333 nucleotides long. The record is from RefSeq and is a predicted model, not a curated record. Lineage: Eukaryota; Viridiplantae; Streptophyta; Magnoliopsida; Ericales; Theaceae.